AUGUCAGUCAACCGACCAGGCAUCCACCAGCAAGCCAAUGUCUACCAAGGCGUUUGCCCCCAAGGACCCGUGGCUCUGCAGCAAUUCAUCAAGCACCAAGGUAAUUUCAACCAGAAAACCACUAUCCACCAAGGGUAUUGCUUCCCAGAGCCCCUAGCUGUCGAGCAAUUGAAUACCCACCAAAACAACUUUGAUCAGCAAGGUGGCUGGUACCAGCGGGAUAUCAUCAGGGACUCCCAACACGAAAUCUAUCACGACCAGCAAAAGCUCGCGAACCAGGCGAGCGGUGCAAGCGUCUGCGGACCAGCCUUUUCCAAGGCCCAAGCCAUCGACGGAGACAAGAGCACACAGGAAGCAUCGCAAAAGCCUUUGGAUCAUGGUCUCGACAUCGACACCAUACUCAGCAGCAACAACAAGCUGUUGAGGGCAGCUGCAGACUUCCAAGAGGCUGGCCUGUUGAGCUCCUUCAUGAAACAUCCAGUCGGCCGUUUAACAGAUGAUAGUCGAAACCUCGAACAUGAUUGGAUCAUGAGAGCCCUGAAGAUUAAGCUGAUCUACCUUGAGGCUUGUCGUCGCCGUGCGGAAGCCAACAAAUAA
Messenger RNA from Penicillium coprophilum, 597 nucleotides. RefSeq lists its product as uncharacterized. Lineage: Eukaryota; Fungi; Ascomycota; Eurotiomycetes; Eurotiales; Aspergillaceae. The record is from RefSeq and is a predicted model, not a curated record. Bases 1 to 597 code for a protein of 198 amino acids. The transcript is spliced from 2 exons.